AUGCUUAGCUAUCCUAUGCUCGUGUCGGAGGGCCAAUGGCCCGAGGAUUCUGAGCAGAGGCAGCGGCCUCCCUCGUCCGACCACCCCGAACAUUCGUUCCAUUUCCGGUCCAGAUCGAGUGUACACACUCAGAGCCCAAGACGGCUCUCCGUGUUCAGCGGCCGUUCGAGAAGUAACACGACGACUUCUACCACAUCGUCUCGCCGCUCUCCCGCCUCGUCCAUGACCUCUGCUGAAACGCUAUCCAAGCAAUCCUCUCAUGAUGAACGGCCAGCGGCGAAGCAAGAGAACGUGGCCAAAUCAAUUUUCUCUCGUGGAAGUCGCAUUCUCCGGCGACAAGGAAGCAAAUUCAACGUCGCUGCGACUGUGGACGAAGAAGAAGAGGUUGGGAAGAUAACGCAGAAAUUCGAGGUUAUGGAUCUCUUCCACCGCAAAGCGCGACACAAUGACAACCACGAGCAACUGAAACGUAUCAUUUCGGAGCCUUAUGAUUUCCACCAUCUCACCCAUACCAGCCCGGCCGAAUUUCAGGCAUUGGAUAACGCGAAUGACCUCGUCACUGAAUUCUCCGCCAUCCGCGCUUCUCAGAAACCUGUCUCGGAGCUUAAAGGCAUUCGCGCUGAGGACAUCCAUUUCGAAGACUUCGUCGAUCCCCCAGCAAACGGGAGGAGAUGGGGGGCGCGAUCCCCCCCACGGCGAGUCCUCCGCUGU
This is a messenger RNA of Rasamsonia emersonii CBS 393.64, 711 nucleotides long. RefSeq lists its product as uncharacterized. The annotation marks the transcript as partial. The transcript has 2 exons. The record is from RefSeq and is a predicted model, not a curated record. Lineage: Eukaryota; Fungi; Ascomycota; Eurotiomycetes; Eurotiales; Trichocomaceae.